Molecule: messenger RNA, 1290 nt
Organism: Fusarium subglutinans
Lineage: Eukaryota; Fungi; Ascomycota; Sordariomycetes; Hypocreales; Nectriaceae
Product: amidohydrolase
Exons: 2
Coding region: 1-1290 (429 amino acids)
Molecular function (GO): dipeptidase activity
Source: RefSeq, a predicted model, not a curated record
AUGAUGGCCAUUGAUUCAACUUCCUCCCCUGGCCGUUCCGCACCAACACAAUACGAUACAGUGCCUCUCGAGAAGUUAGAUAUCAUCGACCGAUCCAGCUCAAUCAUCGCUUCAACACUCGAUGUCCUCAAUCCCGCCUUUCAAGAAGUCAAUUUCAGUAUUCACUCCCAUCCCGAACUCGCAUACCAAGAAGUGUUUGCACACGACAAACUGACCGACUUCCUUGAGCAUCACGGCUUCCAAGUCAAACGCCAUGCAUGGGGUCUCGACACAGCCUUUGAAGCAACAUUCGGCUCUGGAGGUCGUCAAAUCGUCUUCUGUGCUGAAUACGAUGCACUUCCAGGUGUUGGCCAUGGCUGCGGCCAUAACCUCAUCGCUACAUCCUCUCUUGCGGCCUUUGUCAGCGCCGCCCGCGCUCUACAGAUGACCAAGCUUCCUGGGCGCUUGCGCAUCAUUGGAACACCUGCUGAAGAAGGUGGAGGCGGCAAGAUCAAGCUCCUUGAGGCUGGUGCUUUUGAUCCUCCCCAGGACAUCGCGGCAGCGUUGAUGUCGCAUCCGACAACCUCGGGACCAAGCUCCGAUGGUCUGGUGUACGAUGGAAUAGCUGGGACGAGAAGCAUUGCUGCGUACAAGACCAAGGUCAUCUUCAAGGGUCGAGCGUCGCAUGCGGGCGCGGAACCAUGGAAUGGAAUCAACGCGUUAGACGCUGCUGUUGCUGCAUACGUUAACGUUUCCAUGUUGCGACAGCAAAUCAGACCGGAUGAGAGAGUGCACGGUGUAUUCGAAGAUGGCGGCACAGUCCCCAAUAUUAUCCCGCAGUAUACUCGAAUGAACUGGUGCAUUCGCAGUCCUACGCUGGCGGGAUGCCAAACCCUCGUCAAGCGUGUGCAUGCUUGCUUUGAAGCAGGCGCUGCUGCAGCGAAUUGCAAGGUCGAAUAUGAAACAGCACCAUUAUACAAUGACCUUCUAGUUAACAACACCCUUUCAAACACCUAUGUCGAGGAAAUGGCCAAUUUAGGGCUGAAGGUCAAACCACAAGAGAAUGUUCCUGCUUCGACGGACAUGGGUAACGUUUCUUACCAUGUUCCGGGUUUCCAUGGUGGAUUUGCUAUUCCAACUACCCCAGAUGUGUCUAUUCACCAUCCAGACUUUGCUACAUGUGCUGGACAGGAGAGUGCUCACAAAGCAGCUAUGAAUUGUGCAAGGGGGCUUGCGAUGACAGCAAUUAGGGUGUUGGCAGACGAAGAACUGUCACGGCGUGUCAGAAAUGACUUUGAAAGAGCUACAUAG